Lotus japonicus is the source of this 363-nucleotide messenger RNA. RefSeq names its product glycine-rich RNA-binding protein 3, mitochondrial-like. Lineage: Eukaryota; Viridiplantae; Streptophyta; Magnoliopsida; Fabales; Fabaceae. The record is from RefSeq and is a predicted model, not a curated record. The transcript has a single exon. Gene Ontology annotation, molecular function: RNA binding. The coding region runs from base 1 to 363 and encodes 120 amino acids.
AUGGCAUCUUCAAGAGUGGCUGGCUUCGGGUCGGCUAUUGGGGAUGGCAUUGAAGACGGUGAUGAAGCUGCCGAUGAAGAGGAUGGGUCGCUUCCUAAUCAAAAGUGUAGUGGAGUUUCUAGGGUUUGUGUGUCCCUGUUUGUGGACGGAAUUGCCGAGUCGGUGAGCUAUCAUCAAAUAAGAGGGCUUUUCGCUCAAUUUGGGAGGUUGGUGAACGUCUUUGUGCAACGUAAGAAAAAGCUUGGCCGACGUUUUCGAUUCGGUUUUGUGCGCUUCACUUCAUGGAAGGUUGUUGCCGUGGCAAUCAAGUCUUUGGAUGGUGUUAGGUUGGGUGGUGCGUCGCUCUCUGUGGGGUUGUUUUGA